UGGAUGAACCCUGUGAGGAAGUUCCGGAGGCGCCCUCUGUGGCAGAUGAGAACCUUCCCCCUCCCUCUAGACGUGUUAGGAAGAAACCUAGCUGGCUAGAUGGGUAUGUACUGUACUGAUUUUCACCUUUGUAUAGUUGUUCUCUUUGCUUCCAGGAGUGCAAGGCCCGUGUGAAGGUCUACCAGGGGGGUGAGGAGGUGUGGCCAAUGAGACCAUGUGGGGCCCUUCUCCAUUCUUGGGCAGAGCUACAGGCCCACUACUCAGAGUACCAUGAAGAGCAGCAAUGCGCAGAGCCAGCCUGUGGUUUCCUUGCGCGUGGCCAGGCAGAACACAAUCUCCAUGCCCGUCGCCAUCGUCAGGGACUUUUGGUGCCCACCAACCAAUCAGAGGCUUCGGCUGCCCCCAGGCGCCAAUCCAGCAGGUCACGCCCCCGGGCGCAGGGCCGCCAAUCCAGCCAGUCACGAACCAGGGAAGAGCGCUGGACCUCAGUUUCGCACACCACAUCUAGGCGUGACCGAGUAGCCUCACCACAGGCAUCAGCCGCCCCUUCUAGGAGCGUUACUUGGGCCCAAGAGCGCCCAUCUCAGAGGGCCGACACACCACCAGCCCACUCCAGGGGCCGGGUUGACCAUCGUCUUGGACAGGUGGCGCCUAACCGCAGGCGCCGGGGUAACAGGGCGGGGCGCGCUGUGCAAGAGAAGCGCGCCCGUUCGCAGGCAGCCGCCCAGAGGGCUGAAGAGGCUACUAGGGCCGGGUCUAGGCCCAGGGACAAAUACAUACCCGCUGGGGCUGAAGGGAACCAACAGCAGGCCCCGCAAAGAAGUAACUUAAGAGGGCGCCCUGAGAAAUUAUACCCUCCUUCAUCUGCCGCCCCUGAACAACAGCGGGGCCGCAGCAGGACACGGUCUACUGAGAGUGUGCCCCCCCGUCGGGAGCCUUCAGUCACAUUUGCAGCCCGGGAUUAUCGCCUGGGGCUGUCCAGGGAGUCUGCUCCUGUUGCCAGGACAACUGCCCCAACUCUCCCUACACCACCAGUGUUUGGACGGGGUCGCACUACACCAUCCCCGUUGGGGCGAGGCCAGGCUCUUCUGAGAGUGGUGGCCCAAGUACAAGAUGACAGCUCUUCGGGCCGGCGAGUUUUCCGGGAGGUACCGGCGGCCGCUGCAGGGAGCGCCACCCAGGCGGCUAGUGAUAGCGCCACCCAGGCUGCUAAGGAUAGCGCCCAACAGGAAACCCCACAGGGAGAGACGCCACCCCCUUUACAGGUGGAACUCCCCACUGAAGAGGAGGAUCACCCUCAGAUCCAUGUGGAGGAGAUGCCAGAAGAUUUCCUGGAUGCAGACCUCUAGGGCUUCCAGUGAUAGAGACAUUUACCAGUUCUAGUGACAUUCAGCAUUUUAA
This is a messenger RNA of Owenia fusiformis, 1401 nucleotides long. The record is from the annotation of a GenBank genome assembly. Lineage: Eukaryota; Metazoa; Annelida; Polychaeta; Sabellida; Oweniidae.